Molecule: messenger RNA, 3026 nt
Organism: Trametes versicolor FP-101664 SS1
Lineage: Eukaryota; Fungi; Basidiomycota; Agaricomycetes; Polyporales; Polyporaceae
Product: HECT-domain-containing protein
Exons: 9
Coding region: 103-2637 (844 amino acids)
Biological process (GO): ubiquitin-dependent protein catabolic process
Molecular function (GO): protein binding; ubiquitin protein ligase activity
Source: RefSeq, a predicted model, not a curated record
CCGCGACCAUCACCUCUCUUCCAGCCUCCUCCCCGCGUCCUCCUCGAGACUUUUGCACCAUCCUAGUCUGCGUCGGCCGCGUUGAGCCCGCCUUACUCUGCGAUGUCGGCGACCCCGAGUGCUCCGAAGCGCAUCAGGAUCACAGUCGUUGCCGCCGAUGGCUUGUCCAAGCGCGAGGUCUUCCGUCUCCCUGACCCAUUCGCUGUUAUCACCGUCGAUGCAGAGCAGACCCACACCACGAGCGUCAUGAAGAAGACGCUUAACCCGUACUGGAACGAGAGCUUCGACAUUACUGUCAAGGAUAACUCUGUCAUCGCAGUCCAGAUCUUUGACCAGCGCAAGUUCAAGAAGCGGGAUCAGGGUUUCCUUGGAGUGGUGAACGUCAAAGUUAGCGAUGUCAUUGACUUGGAGCUCGGUGGCCAUGAGAUGCUCACCCUGGAUCUGAAAAAGUCCAACGACAACCUGGUCGUGCACGGGAAGCUCAUCCUCUACCUCUCCACCAACGUCAGCCAGCCCAUCAACAACCCAGGCCCUUCCCAAUCCAACACACUCGCCGAAGGUCUUGGGAAUCUCUCCAUCGCGGGCCCGUCUGCCAGCGCCAGUAGCACCAAUCUUGCCGCCGGUAGCACGCUUUCUCGCAGUUCGAGCGCCGCUGCGCACGUAACAGGUCAGGACGCUCACGCCACUAUGCCCACCCCCCAAGUCUCCCCCACCGCUCCUCCCUCUGAGCAGUCUCAGCCGACGACCCCUGCCCCUGCCCGUCCGCUGAGCACGACUAGCACGACGCCCUCUACCACGGUGUCUGCACAGCCCCCGGCGACCACCAAUGCCAGUGCUACCGCGCAAACCGCUUCCAACAACAAUGCCCAGACGCGCAACUUCAACCCUCACGAAGACCAGUAUGGGCCUCUGCCAACUGGCUGGGAACGUCGUAUCGACCCGCUGGGCCGGACUUACUACGUCGACCACAACACCCGUUCAACGACCUGGCACCGCCCUUCGGCCAGCCAGAGCGUCAACACGCAUGCCCAGGAUGGCGAGACAAAUGCUGCCCGCAACCAGCACAAUCGUCGUAUCCUCGCUGACGACAUGUUGGAGGCAAACAACGGUGUAGCACGGACGGGGUCUGUGACUGGCCAGGAGCAGCAAGGCCCCCCACCAGCCAUUGGAGCACCGAGUGCGGGAGGACCUGGUCCUCUGCCUGCUGGCUGGGAGGAGCGUCACACUCUCCAAGGCCGACCCUACUAUGUUGACCACAACACUCGUACCACGACCUGGGUUGACCCUCGUCGGCAGACCGUUAUUCGGGUCAUGGGCCCCAACGGUCAGAACGCCGCAUUGCAGCCCCAGACGAUCUCGCAGCUCGGGCCCCUUCCUUCAGGAUGGGAGAUGCGUCUCACUUCCACUGCCCGUGUCUACUUCGUGGACCACAACACGAAGACGACGACUUGGGACGACCCGAGGUUGCCGUCGACGCUCGAUGCCAGCGUGCCGCAGUACAAGCGUGACUUCCGCCGGAAGCUCAUUUACUUCCGCAGCCAGCCCGCAAUGCGCAACCAACCAGGCAACUGUCAGAUCAAGGUUCGGCGUAACCAUAUCUUCGAGGACAGCUACGCCGAGAUCAUGCGCCAGACGCCCAACGAUCUCAAGAAGCGGCUCAUGAUUAAGUUCGAGGGUGAGGACGGUCUCGACUAUGGAGGUCUUUCUAGGGAGUUCUUCUUCCUACUCUCGCACGAGAUGUUCAACCCGUUCUACUGUCUGUUCGAGUACUCGGCACACGACAACUACACGCUCCAGAUUAACCCUGCGUCUGGUGUCAACCCCGAGCACUUGAACUACUUCAAGUUCAUCGGUCGUUGCUUGGGUCUCGGUAUCUUCCACCGUCGCUUCCUUGACGCGUACUUCGUCACCGCCUUCUACAAGAUGAUCCUACGGAAGAAGGUGACGCUCGCCGAUCUUGAAAGCGUCGAUGCUGAGCUGCACCGUGGUCUCACUUGGAUGCUUGAGAACGACAUCACCGACGUCAUCGACGAGACAUUCACGACCGUCGAGGAGCGCUUCGGUGAGAUGGUCACCGUCGAGCUCAAACCCGGUGGUGGCGAUGUCCCCGUUACAGAGGACAACAAGAAGGACUACGUGCUCGCGGUCGUGGAGUACCGUAUCUCGAAGCGUGUCAAGGAGCAGUUUGACGCGUUCAUGUCGGGCUUCAGCGAGCUGAUUCCCCAGGACCUCAUCAACGUCUUCGACGAGCGCGAGCUCGAGCUGCUCAUUGGCGGUAUGUCCGAGAUUGAUGUCGACGACUGGAUGAAGUACACCGACUACCGUGGAUACGAGGUCAACGACGAGGUCGUGCAGUGGUUCUGGAAGUGCGUGCGGAGCUGGCCCCCCGAGCGCAAGUCGCGAUUGCUACAGUUUGCGACGGGCACGUCGCGUAUCCCCGUCAACGGCUUCAAGGAUCUACAGGGGUCCGAUGGCCCGAGGCGGUUCACGAUUGAGAAGUCGGGCGACCCGAACCAGCUGCCGAAGAGCCACACGUGCUUCAACCGCAUCGACCUCCCGCCGUACAAGGACUACGAGACGCUGGAGCAGAAGCUUACGUGGGCUGUAGAGGAAACCGUCGGCUUCGGCCAGGAGUAAAGGCUUCCUACGCCUGUGGUUUGGUUUCUCUCCAUGGCCGCUAUCCUCAUCUCACGAUCCGACAUGGGCUACCUCUCUCGCGAUCUGUUCCAUCGACUCCUCUUGACCUUUGCCUCGAAUCAUCACCUCCCAUCUCGUUCUACUUGUUGUUUAUCACAUGCAUAUCCAUAUGACCUGAUUUUCGCUGUACCUUGUUCCUGUUCUUCCUGCGCGCUUGUGUCGUUACACUCCCGGCCUGCGUUCGACACCCAUCUAAUGUCGUUCGUGGUAUAAUGGACCGUUUUCUCCCGCCUUGCCUUUCUUCUACAUGUUCCCGUUCCAUCGCGUGCCCGGAUGGCCUGAUGUCGAUGAUGAUGUAAGUACGUACACGGAGAUAUGAUAUGCUAGAU